This is a messenger RNA of Rhagoletis zephyria (snowberry fruit fly), 504 nucleotides long. RefSeq lists its product as uncharacterized. The record is from RefSeq and is a predicted model, not a curated record. NCBI's taxonomy places the organism in Eukaryota, Metazoa, Arthropoda, Insecta, Diptera, Tephritidae.
AUGCUGCUUGCCAUCAGUUUGCCGACAGAAGGAAAACGCCUAACCUUGGUGCCGCUUAAUGCCACCGAAGUAUAUCGCAUACUGCGUGAAAUUGGUCGUGAGGAUGCGGUACCAGAGGGCCGAGUGGUAACACAAGGAAUAGCUGCGGUGUCCGGUUUCGCUGCCGGUUUGGCCAAAGGUAUUGGUGGUGCUUUGCUGGUGGACCUCGCAGCUAAUUACUUGGCUUCAACGAAUGCACCUCCAAGCUCACAGCCAGAAGAACCAGAAGAAAUCUGUUUCGAUAGCCGCAGUAUAAAUGAUGUUUAUGAGGAUGACGGUACGCCAGAGGGUAGACAAAACGAUAACUCAUUAACGGACGUAGGAACACGUGCGGAUUAUUAUGCUGAUAAUAACAAUGAAAACGAUGAAUAUGGUGGUGGUGAAAAUGAAGAUACUCAGACUGAAAUAGAAACGCGUACAGGAUCGGGAUCGGCGGUAAAUUGCAUAAGAAUCGUUAAGAGUUGA